This is a messenger RNA of Gastrolobium bilobum, 1292 nucleotides long. RefSeq lists its product as uncharacterized. The record is from RefSeq and is a predicted model, not a curated record. The transcript has 2 exons. Gene Ontology annotation, biological process: ubiquitin-dependent protein catabolic process. NCBI's taxonomy places the organism in Eukaryota, Viridiplantae, Streptophyta, Magnoliopsida, Fabales, Fabaceae. Bases 369 to 1058 code for a protein of 229 amino acids. Gene Ontology annotation, molecular function: ubiquitin protein ligase activity; ubiquitin-like protein conjugating enzyme binding; metal ion binding. Gene Ontology annotation, cellular component: endoplasmic reticulum.
CAGCUUCUGUUUCUGCAGCAUAUGUAGCUUAAAGUUCUGUGCCUUGUGCCCUACAUAGCUGUAUCGAUUAACAUAUGCAAUUGACAAUAUCGUUUGAUCACAUCCCUGUGGAGGUUUGGAAGAAGAAUUUCAUCGUUUACAUGGGUUACUCACUUUAUUUGAUAACGUAUUUUACUUGCUUUGAAACAAUAGAAGAACUUUGAUUCUGCAAUAUCACUUAUAUAUGUAUGAGUCAUAUCAUAUGACAUCUUAUAUCUGGAAUGCUUUUGUAGCAAAAUAUGUGUAUUGAGGUUUUUGUGUACAAGGACUGUGAUGUAUAAUUGAUUAGAUAUGGCUUGGGUAGAAAUCUGAAGGUUGGGGUUAUACAGAUGGCAAGUGGGUUUGGGGAAUCAACAAGCAGGUCACCCCCAAGCCCCUCCUGCUCCAGCAACAAUAAUAACAGCGAUGCCGGCAAUUUUGAAUGCAACAUAUGCUUUGACUUAGCACAAGAUCCUAUAAUCACUUUAUGCGGUCAUCUUUUCUGCUGGCCUUGUCUUUAUAAAUGGCUUCACUUCCACUCACAGUCACGGGAAUGCCCUGUGUGUAAGGCCCUUAUUGAGGAGGAUAAGUUGGUUCCCUUGUAUGGGAGAGGAAAGACAUCAACUGACCCUAGAUCAAAAUCUAUUCCUGGUGUUAAUAUCCCACAUCGUCCUGCUGGUCAGAGACCUGAAACUGCUCCUCCACCUGAAUCAAAUCCUUUUCCUCAACAUGGUUUUGGAUUCACAGGUGGGUUGGGAGGGUUUGCACCCGCAGCCCCCGGAAGAUUUGGGAAUUUCACAUUGUCUGCUGCAUUUGGUGGUUUUAUACCAUCCUUAUUUAACUUCCAGUUGCAUGGAUUUCAUGAUGCAAGCAUGUAUGGUGGAGCAGCUGGUUUCCCUUAUGGGUUUUCUAAUUCUUUUCAUGGUGGCCAUGUUCAUAGAUAUCCUCUGCACACAGGUCAAGGGCAACAAGACUAUUUUCUGAAGAGGCUGCUGCUGUUUGUUAUUUUUUGUGUUGUUCUUGCUUUAUUUUGGCAAUAGAUUGGAUAGAGUUCAGACUGCUAACAGAACCAAAUUUAUGUUCUUAUAAUCUUCCUGUGUGCCUUUUUUUUUUAAAUUUUGAAUUUUUUGUAACUAGGGAAAUUGUUCAUAUCAUACUUUAUCAUUACUCUAGUAGUUUUCUUUGUGAUUAGUUUGUGGGACGACUUAACUGGGCAAUCCAAGUGCAAAGUUUCGUUUCAAAAUCAUGAAAGCAAACACAUACAGAUUUUAGUU